Homarus americanus (American lobster) is the source of this 10278-nucleotide messenger RNA. It is a transcript of the gene ema, whose product is annotated as protein CLEC16A homolog. Bases 93 to 3605 code for a protein of 1170 amino acids. Gene Ontology annotation, biological process: endosome to lysosome transport; endosomal transport; regulation of autophagosome maturation. NCBI's taxonomy places the organism in Eukaryota, Metazoa, Arthropoda, Malacostraca, Decapoda, Nephropidae. The record is from RefSeq and is a predicted model, not a curated record. The transcript is spliced from 21 exons. Gene Ontology annotation, cellular component: endolysosome membrane; late endosome.
GUUUGUUGACAGUAAUCAGAGGGCCAGUGAGACCAACUCCCCGCUAUUAACUGCUGUCAGGACGUGGGAUGGACCCCCUGUGAACUAGGAAGAUGUUGAAGGGAAGGGGAUGGUUUGGUGGAGGGUUAUGGAAGAGCAAAAACCCUCACUCGUUAGAACACCUCAGGUACCUGUACAAUGUGCUCAGUAAAAACCAGGUUGUGCAAGAGAGUAACCGCGGCCUUUUGGUGGAGAACCUCCGCUCCAUUGCAGAAAUACUCAUCUGGGGCGACCAAAAUGAUUCUUCUGUGUUUGAUUUCUUCCUGGAGAAGAAUAUGCUUGCAUUCUUUCUUCGUAUCAUGAGACAAAAAUGUGGAAGCUACGUGUGUGUACAACUUCUUCAGACUUUGAAUAUCCUCUUUGAGAACAUAAGGAAUGAAACUUCACUGUAUUACUUGUUGUCCAAUAACCACGUCAACUCCAUCAUCGUCCACAAGUUUGACUUCAGCGAUGAGGAGGUCAUGGCCUACUACAUAUCAUUUUUGAAGACUCUGUCACUCAAGCUCAAUGUCCAUACAAUCCAUUUCUUCUAUAAUGAGCACACAAAUGACUUCCCAUUGUACACAGAAGCCAUCAAGUUUUUUAACCACCCGGAGAGCAUGGUGAGGAUAGCUGUCCGGACGCUCACGCUUAACGUCUAUCGGGUCAAUGAUCAGUCGAUGCUCCAGUUUAUCCGUGACCGGACUGCAGCUCCCUACUUUUCCAACCUUGUUUGGUUUAUAGGGAACCACAUCCUGGAGCUAGAGAACUGUGUGCGGAGCGAUGUUGACCACAACAGUCGAGGUCGUCUGGCUGACCUGGUAGCAGAACACUUGGACCAUCUCCACUAUCUCAAUGACAUCCUCAAGCUGGACAUAAAGACCCUGAAUGCCGUGUUAGCUGACCACUUGCUCAACCGGUUGCUUGUUCCUCUACUUGUUUAUUCCCUCAAUCCUCGUCCAGAUAAGGAUGACAGACCAAGAAUCAGCAGUGUGGUGUCCCUGUUCCUGUUGUCUCAAGUGUUUCUCAUCGUUUCUCAUGCCCCACUUGUCAGAGCUCUUGCCAAAAUAGUCUUUCAUGCUGACAACUCUAUAUUUUCUGAGGAUUCAAUGAUCUUACAGAUGUUCCAGGGACAGCGGCUGGUGCGAAGAGGGUUUGUGGCUCCCGAGGAACCUUUAGAAAAGUCGCUGCAAGCAAGAACGUCUAGUGGUUCAGGGAGCAGCUCUUCACAGAGUCCAGGAGGUAGUACGUCAAGAGAGGAAGCCAGCAGCAGUAAACGUGGCUCAGAAGACGACAUUAGAGACUCUAGCGGGUUACUCUUGGACCAGGAGGCAGAGGAGGCAGCACUCUGUAGAGAACUGCGGAUAUCAACUCCUGCUGCGGACAUAAUGGCAAGCAUUGGCAUCUCUGACUUAGAAGCUACACAUGUCAACAUUACUGAUGAGGAGAAGGAGCAGCUCAGAGCCUCAGAUCAUUCUGGAGGCAGUACAAUGGAUGUCGGGAUAACGGAACGCUCACUUGUCUCUCGGCCAUUUCUCCAGUCUACUGUUGCCUCGUUGGAUUGUUCAGAUAACGACUACUCAUCUCUGUUUGCCCUGUGCCUCCUGUAUGCCCUUGGUCAUAAUCAAGAUGGCAUCAAUCAAGAGCUUCUGGAUUUGGUGGUGGUGGGGGGAGAGGCUGCUGACACCAAGUCCCUGUACAACACCCUCCUGGUAGACAAAAUGCUGGAAAUCAUCUCUCUCAGUUGCCAAUACAAUUCACGUGUGAGGGUGGCUACCUUGGAGAUGGCCAUCCUUGUAUUAAAGCAGCUGAUUGGUGUUGGGUCCAGCAGUCGCAGAAAACAUACCAGUUGCCUCCGUGACCAUCAUUUAGCAACGCUAGAAGGUGCCAGAGAAGAAGCCACUCUUAUGCUCAGAAACUUUUAUAAGAGUGAAGAAAUAUUCCUGGACAUGUUUGAGGACGAGUGGCACGAAAUGCAUCGAAAACCCCUGAAUGUGGAGUACCUACUUCAGGAUGCCUCUGUGUUGUUACCACCAGCAGGCACACCACUCACUGGCAUAGACUUCAAUAAGAGAUUACCCUGUGGUGAGGUUGAGCGUGCACGACGAGCCAUGCGGGUGUUCUUCCUCGUUCGAGAAAUCUGCUUGGCUGUUCGUGAUGAACCAGAUGGCCACUUGCCCCUCACAAACCCUGCAGCCUGUGUCCAAGUAGCAGAUGUUCUUGAUCUCAAUAACAGUGACUUAAUAGCCUGUGUGGUGAUACCUCGGGAUGGACAACGUACCAAACGCUUCUUAGUCAUUGAUAUCAUCCAGUUGAUCCUUGUAGAGCCAGACUUGAAAAGACUAGGCUGGGGAGUUGCAAAGUUUGUUGGCUUUUUGCAGGACUUAGAGGUGAAUGGAGAUAAAGACGACUCCCGAGUACUCCACCUAACAAUCCACCGACCGUCUGCAUCAUCAGGAGCCACUGGCAGACCCACCACCCCCCUCUUGGCAGCAAAGUUCAUAUUUGACGACCAUAUACGAUGUAUGGCAGCUAAACAAAGAUUGACCAAAGGGAGGAUUAAAGCACGACAAAGGAAGCUGCACCAGAUCGCCCGGUUAUUAGAGCUACCAAGCCAUUUGCAACCUUGCCCUUCACCCCCAGCACAUGCCCUUCACACCAUGCGGCAAGAAGCCCACAGACGUGGACUGAGCCGAGCUGUUGCUGCAGAUGGACGCAGCCGUAGUCAGUCACACCGGCCAAUGUUUAAUGUAACUCGUGUGCCGGGUUUUGCUCUGAAACGUGAAGGUGGAACAAACCAACAAACUAUCUCAGAUGCAGAAGAAAAUGCAAGCAAUUGUGCAGGACGAUCUGAAUCCCAAAGCCCGAGUCGUAGUGGUCGUCAGAGUAACAGACAGCCACAGGCCAGUCACGAGAGAGGCUCACGCUCCAGUUCUCGACCCCGCCCACGUAGUGAAGAAAUACCUAUGGAAGACAUGAUGGCUUCUGGGGGUGUUCCCCAGGCCUCCCCAUCUUUGCCUAAGGUGAAUGUAGAGAGUACUAGCUCCCCUCAGGGCAGUAACAGCAGUAGCUGUUCUAGCACUGCAGGAGAGGCCACUGCGGUAGAAAGAGGCAUUUCUGGAAAUCUCGAGUCACCUGCAAGGCCCAACGUCAUUAGUCCUGGAAUAGACGAGGGAGUGUGGCCCUGUGCAUCACUUGUGGAGAAUCCUGAAUUGUCUCCUGGCCCCACACGUCUCCUUCCACCUCUCAGCUAUGUUCCUCCUCCACUCCUCCUGCCAGCUGCUAGUGAUUCUCAUGUCUUCCCUGUUGAAAAUGAUGGAAACAAUUUGAUGACUCCUCCUUCGCACAUAAACCCUACACCCCAUAUGCCAGCUAGCCCUCCUCAGAUGGAUGAGAAAGAAACUUCCUUUACUGCCAAACUUCCCCUCACCAGAACUGGUGUGGGUUAUGAUGUCUUUGAACCCCAUACUAAUGGCAAUGUUAAUAUUGAUAGCCAGAUACGAGACAGUCCAAGGAAUAGUGUUGGUUCGGCUGACUUUAGCCCCAUACGUAAAGGUAGAGUUAAAGGAAAUGUAGAGACUGUUUAGUGGGUAAAUUUUAAGUAUUGUGUCCUCAUGUUGUGAUAUCAUCAUUUCUCUGCUUUAUGUCUCCAAAGGAUGAAGUUUAAUUUGAUAGACUAUUUAAAAGCUCUUCUUUUAUUCAUUUUUGUUAUCUUUAUAAUUAAGUGAAAAUAUUUUCAGAGGAGAAUGCAAAUGUUGAUAUAGUAAAUUUAUUGUUAUAUUUUAUUUCCUUUUGCAGUUUUCAAAUGGUGUUGUUAAUAUGUUACUAAAUAAUGUUAUUACAGUUCAGAGUUUAAGGGGUUAAGGGUUCAGCAUAGAUUAACAUAUGUACUGUAUUCAAAUCAUCUUUUACUUUACGAAUGUUGGCUUCAGAAAAGAAAAUAUAUAUUUUACUGCAAUACCAAAGCAAAGGAAGAAUCAAGAUGUGCACUUAAGUCCUUGGAGACACACUUGAGAAAUAAAUCUUAAUUCCUACAAAGAGUGAUGUUGAUUUGUUAGUUAAUUAUUGCAUUAAAUAUAGUAUUAUGUACUGUAUAUACACUUGAGAAAAUGUGGAGCACUAGAUAAACAAAUAUAUGAUCAUGUCUCUUAAGCCAGAGUGGAAGAAGAUCCAUCCUCAUGAGUCCUGUAAGUACCUUAAGCUAUUUGUAAAUUUAUAUUGUAUCAUACAUUGUUACUGCACUUAAAUGAAACCAUUCUGAAUUUGCUUAAUCUGUCUUGGUGAAUUACAGUGAGGCUUUUGGUUAAUGUUUUGUGUAAUACUCCCGAGCUGUGUUUGGGUCAUAUGUGCAGUAUAUUAGUUUUCAGUAUUUAUAUAUAAUUUUACUAAGGUCUCAUUUUUCUUUAUGUAGUGAGCAGUGACUAAUAACAUUAUUCACUCAGCAAAAACCCCCAAAACAGUCUGUAACAAAGUACCCCUUGUAAUAGUUUUAUCACAUCACUGUUUGAGUAAUGGCCAAAUUUUCUUCUAAGAUGUUACAAAAUAUUUUUUAGAUAUUUAUAUUCAUGGAAUCCCAGUAACAGGUGGGAUUUAAGAGUAUGCUGCUCACUUCUAACACAUAUGUCAUGUGAACAUCUCUCUGUUGUGUUUUGAGUAUUACAGUAACCUAUAUUUUGUAAGAUACGAUGACAUGCCAUCCUAAUGUUCUUCUGAAGAAAGGUAAUAUUGUAGUUCUUAUAUGUAAUGCAAAACUUAAAGGGAAAAGUUAAAAUAAUAGUUAGGAUGUACAGUAUAUACAGGAGUUAUGGUACUGUGUGUCUUUUCUGGAGUUUUCAUUACAGCACAGCAAACUCGGGAACUAUCCAAAAUGUCAUCCCAGCAUAUGUACUAAGUGAUGCCCCCUAUUUCUUUACCUAUUUUAUAAAUUUGUGUAACGUUUCGAUUUUUUGGGCAAUUUGCAAUUCAAAUUGCACACACAAAUUACUUAUAGAUGGACAUCAAUCAAAUGAGAACUUUCUAGAUUUGCCAAGACGUGAUAGUUAACGCACAGCCGUGAGAGGAAGAAUGGGCACAUGCUUCUCAACAAGUCAAUCAUUGCCGCAGUUUUUACAUAUCUUUUAUACAUCCUUACAUUUAUUAUAUGCUAAUUGUUUUAAUGUCUUAAAAGUGGUGAAACUGGGACAUAGGUGAUGGUGGUCAGAGAGGGAGAACAUACACCUGCCUCUCAAUUGUAUUUUAUUUUUGUUUUUUAUCAAGUGUUUCUCUACAAAUAUUCAGCCCAAACACCUCACAAUUCUCGGCAGGGAAUGCAUUCCCUCUUAAAACAUUGUUUCUUAUGGAAAAAUUAGCUUCUUCUAUCAUAAGCCGUUUCAGGAAUGGAACAUUUGCAAUAAACAAGGAUUUCCUGUAUGUACUCUAUUUAGAAAUAGUAAAUUUUAUCCAAAAUAAUAAAAUAAAAACAAUUUAAUUAAAGGAGGAAUUAAUUGAAAUAACCAAGUGUAUGUGGUGAAUGUCUCCAGGGGGACCAGUACAGUAAUGUGGGAAUACUUUAGGGCUUAGAAGUUUGUUUCUGAAAAUGAAACUCAUUAACAUUAUUCUUGUAUCACCAUACUUGUAGACCUCCCCGAGUGGUUGGAAUCAUGUUACAAGAAUCUGUGGAUGACAGAUUGAUGAACAGGGCAUUUGCAGUGUUUAUUCUGAAUAGAAACAACUUUUUUUUUCAAAUCAAAUGUGGUUCCUCAAAUUUCACAUGUAAUAAGAUUCAUGGUAUUUCUUAUGAUUAAUUGGCAACUUAGGUUUUGUAAACCAUGUAAUAUACAGUAUGCAGAUUUUUUUUUUAUUAUUAUUAUUAUUGUAGAAAUGAACCAAAAUUGCUCAAAUGGAAAAGAAACUGACACUAUAUCACCUUUGCCAAAAUGUUUGUAACCUGGAAAGUACAUAAAUUCUACCUCACACCAUCCCAGAUGCAGGACACAUUUUAUUUUCUUGUCAGUGUUUACCUAUGUGUGCUAAGCUUAGCAUUGCACAUUCAAAAUAGUUUGCGAGUUACUUGAUUUACAGUCCACUGUACUUUGGAAAUAUUUUAAAUACUGUAAUGCUCUGUUCUUGUAUCAAGUGAUUAAAUUAUAUCCAAAGUUUUCAUAAGUCAGAUUGUAAGCAACAUGAAGCUUGAUUAUUGAUGAAGUGUUUUGAGGAUGAUAACAUUAGCUUAAAAAAUAAUGAAAACAUAGUUUACAAACAAAACUAAUGGACUAACACUCAUCAAGAAUCAAACUAGGAAAUUAUAUAUUUUAUAUUUUGAAUAUCUGAAAUCACCUCACCUGCCGCGACUAAAACAGAAAGGAAUGAAGAUAUUUAUUUCUGCCAGUUGUUUUUAAUUUUAUCUCAAGUUCCAUCAUGUGAGGCAAAAAGUGAGUUGUGUGCCAUACAGUGCAGUUGUUACUUUUAUAAAAUUUAUUUUUAGUGCCAACAAUACAUACUGUGUCAUAUAUUGUACUGAUAGACGUAUUGUUUCAACACCAGUAUUUUUUAUAUGUUAUUGUCAUGAACUGUUUUGUGAAAUUUCAUUUUUGGGAAAGUACUGUACAUAUAGGCUGAUAAAUUAUAUUUUACUUUCUGAAUUGACAAUGACUUCCUUGCAUUUUCCAUUUGAUUACCUUCUGUGAAUAUUCUUUCAUGCCUUUAUAUAUCUUUUGAAUUUGUUCUUGACUAUAUCAUGUCGUCAACCUCUAAAUACUUCUCAAUAUGUACAGUACUGUAUUCAUUUUCUCCCGGGGUCAGCAGUCUUCUGUCUAGUACAUGUCAUCUGCUCACACUCUACAACCCAUUUGACUAUCACUGGCUAUUGCACUCAUGUUGUCAUUCUCUGGUAAACUAUUGCAGAUAGCAGUUUAAAAAUUUUAUCUAGAAAAUGAGUUAACAUUCUUUUUAUUAAGUAAAGUGAACACACAAGGAAAAUCAAAUAAUGUAUUAUAGUAAUUUUAAAUGUUCACUUCUGAUAUAUAAAGCCCUUCACUUAAUUAUGUAUACUGUAAUUAAAUGGUGAAAAGAUAAUGAACUUUGUCAUUAGGAAUGAAUCUUUGUACUGUUUAAGUUGUUCAUUUUUUGUUACUUCAAUUGUUACACUGCAACUUUUAUUUAAACAAUAUAUUAGAGAUUUCAUUCUAAGUUCUAAUGUACCCUACAGCCCUAAAAAAAUAAAGUAUCAUUCCUCAUUUAUGAAGGACGUGUAGAAAAGUUAUCCUCUUCAAUAACUUACUGUAUAAUAUUUUAUGCUAUGCAUUGAGACCUCCAAUAUCAUGUACAUACACUAUUUAAUCUCAUGUUCAGUAUGUUAACUGGAGUCAAGCAAUAGCCUAACAUAAUGCAACCUACAGAAAUAAUUAAUUUGUGUUUAUUUUGUUUUAUAUAAACAGAAAACCUCCCAAAAGUGGACCUUCAUUUAGUGGACACCUUCCAUGAAUAGAUGGACUGCAGUCCACUGAUGUUCUCUGCUAAUGGGUAAAAUAUGCUAAAGAGGUAUUUCCCAUUAUCAAAUUUUCUAGUUGCUGUGGCAUGAGUCAGAAUGUUUUAAUGGAAGACAUCAGGGUAAAAUCUGCCUUGCAAGAGGUCUUUUCUUUUAUAAUUUGCUUUUGUUCUAGGCAUCUAGCAUCAGUCUUAGCUUGUGGAUGAGUAGUGUGCAGUGUACAAACCAAGUGUAUUUUGGUACACACCACAUGCAGAGAUCAACUCAUAUGAGAAUGAGGCAUUGUGAUAUGUGUCCCCUCCAUUAAGUUUCCCUCACUGAAGCUGUGGUUGUAUGAGCACUUUUACAGGUAUUAGCAAUUUCUUUACUGAAAGCUAUUUCAAGCAAUUUUGGGUAAUAUUUUUCUGGACGAUUGUGAUUGUCAAUUGUUGAUGAUUUCAAGCAAGAUUCCCGAGUCAAAACGCAGGUAAUACUAUAUUUAGUGCCACGAGUUAAUAUCAUUAUGAAUAAAAUGCACUAACAGAUUUUUCUACAAGAUAUAGCAAUUAUAACUUGGGUGCUGUUUUGACAUGUUUGUUUUAAAACCAAUCUAUAAUAAACGUUUUCAGUCCUCCACCUCACUAGCUACUUACAAGUCCACAAUCAUUUUUUCAUUGAUUCUCAUUUCUUUUUAAUAAUAAAAAGAAUACCAAGGAUAGUUGCUGCAUUGUCUGCAUUAAUCUUCCUUUGUUGUUGUGAUGUUCUGUUUCCCAUCUACUCACAUGACGGCGUUCACUUGUUUUUUCUUGCCGUAUAAACUGGUGUAAGAACCGCCCAUGUGACCACAUUUUAAAGAAAAUCGUAUUUUCUUGCUCCAAGAUUCCUUCUUUAAAUUAACUGCUCAUUAAAGCACUCAUACGACCCCGGCUUAACGUGUGUUAUUGUGAGAAGGGGAAUGAUGUACAGGUACUUAAAACAUUUUCACUUAUUACAGUACAGUAAUAUCAAGCACCAUUGCUAUGAUGUUCACAAAAGUACAAGUGUGACCCAGUAAAGAACACAUUGUGUAAUGGGAUGUUGUUGACAUGGUAAAAAUAUGUACAUAGCCAUGCCACAAAAGAUGGGUUUGGCUGGGAAGGUUACAAAGACUAGACUACUGAUCCAGGAAAAUUGAUAGUUGCCUGCACUGUCAAACAACCACAGCCAACAGUUAGGUAAUGUACAAAUUAUGUAGUGCAUGCACAAUGGAACCAUCCAUUAAGGCCAUGUUACUCCCUACACUAUACUAAGUUUGUUGUUUUACUGCAAAUCAUUGGUAUAACGAUCACUUACAUGUGAGGGUUAACUGUACAUGUAUCAUCAUUUUAUAUUACAUAUUUCUUUAUUUGAUCGUACAGUAAUUGCUCCCAUCACUGAGAGUACAGUACUGUAGGUCAUAACAGAGACUUUAUUCACAGAAAGCUUGUACUCUAGCAGUUGCCAAUAUAAUUUUAAAUAGUAAGUUCCUGUGAAGUUUGAAGGAUUCACUUAGCUUGGAUAGUUUAAUUUUGAUACAAUAAACUUUGCUUUGAGGUUUAAUUUUAUAACCUGCAAAAAAUGUCAUGGUCACUAUGAGGCCAUACACAAAGACACUGCUGGUUUCGCAUGUGACAUCAACACUGUUUGGUAAGUAAUACAUACAGUGUUAUUUUCACUUUUUUUAUUACCAUAGAUGUGAGGGAUGCCAUUUCAUGUUAUGUUAUUGUAAUGAAUCAUUAAAUUGUUCAUGAGUCACUAAAAAUAGCAUUUGACACAUCUGUUUGUGCAUAGCAAUUAUUAUCCUGUUGUAGUACAGUAUUAUUGAGUAUACUGCUUGACAAAGGUUCCCCAUCAAUAUAUGGUCAUUAAUGUACAAUUCAUACAAUAUGUAAAUUUUGUAAACUAAACACUUACUUGUAGGUACUUCAUAUGUCAACUUUUUGUUACUGUACAAGGAAGAAAAUCAACCAAACUUUUGUAAUGUUAUGGAUGGUUCAAGAUUAUGUUGAUGUAAAAUAUAUUAUUAAUGUGGGGGCUUCAGGCUGUCCCACAGUAAUCGUUCUGUCCGUCCGUCCUUCGUGUACGUAACACCAUGUAUCAUGUCACCCUACAGCUAGCCAUCCCAAUUUUUUACCAAACAUGUAUCUCAUCAUUGGCCAAAAGCCUUUUUUGAGAUGAAUGACCCUGACCUACUUCCUAGGUCAGGUCAUUUGUCCUCAAAUGAUGUUACUGCAUUAUAUCAUGAAGGAUUAUAGCUAGGCUUACCAAAUAGAUUAUGUAUCUAAUCAUGGCCCAGAGCUUACGGUAAUAGAGAUCAGUGACUGUGACCUAUUUUUUAAGAUGACAAGGUCAGUUGGCUUCAGAUGACGUUAUCACUCUAUCUCAUGAUUGUGGCGAAGCUUGCAAGAUCUAUAUAGGCUACAGUAUACAGUACGGUAUGUCAUCAUGACUCAUAAGGUUAUUGGUGUGGUGAUGAUGAUACAUUUUCAAUGUCACCUUCAUAACAAAACAAAACAAAACGUGUUUAUUAUCAUGAGCCAGAAGUCAAUCAGACGUAAAUGUCUGACCCAAUUUUGAAGGUCACCUGUCCAUUAAUUUUUGUAGGUGCGGAGCCCUGAGUGACUCCUGUGUGACAAAUGCAUCUAAUAACUUCAUGUACAUUAAUGAUUGAUAAGAAAAAAUAAAUUCAAAAUGAGUUUGUGCAGGACUCAUAUUUUAUAUACUGUAAACAAAUGCUAUUAGUGAAAUACUUGGAUAUUAUUAAUACUGUAUAUUGUAGAUAAACCAGUUCUAGUAAA